AUGUCGCCGGCGGAGCAGACGCGAGACGAGAGCGUCUACAUGGCCAAGCUUGCGGAGCAGGCCGAGCGCUACGAGGAGAUGGUGGAGUUCAUGGAGCGCGUCGCGAAGGCCACCGGCGGGGCAGGGCCCGGGGAGGAGCUAUCCGUCGAGGAGCGCAACCUGCUCUCUGUGGCUUACAAGAAUGUCAUCGGGGCCCGGCGCGCGUCCUGGAGGAUCAUCUCCUCCAUCGAGCAGAAGGAGGAAGGUCGGGGCAACGACGCGCACGCCGCUACCAUCCGCUCCUACCGCAGCAAGAUCGAGGCCGAGCUCGCAAAGAUCUGUGACGGCAUCCUCGCCCUGCUUGAUUCCCACCUCGUGCCAUCCGCCGGAGCUGCCGAGUCCAAAGUCUUCUAUCUCAAGAUGAAGGGCGACUACCACAGGUACCUUGCAGAGUUUAAGUCUGGUGGGGAGAGGAAGGAAGCCGCCGAGAGCACCAUGAACGCGUACAAAGCUGCUCAGGUUACUGAUAAGGAUAUCGCCCUAGUAGAUUUGGCUCCAACACACCCCAUCAGGCUUGGGCUUGCACUCAACUUUUCUGUGUUCUACUAUGAGAUCUUGAACUCCCCUGACCGUGCCUGCAACCUUGCAAAACAAGCCUUUGACGAGGCUAUAUCAGAGCUGGACAGUUUAGGCGAGGAAUCCUACAAGGACAGCACUUUAAUCAUGCAGCUCCUGCGUGACAAUUUGACUCUAUGGACAUCCGACACCAAUGAGGAUGACGUUGAUGAGAUUAAGGAAGCCCCAGCUCCAAAAGAAUCUGGAGACGGACAGUGA
Triticum turgidum subsp. durum (durum wheat) is the source of this 813-nucleotide messenger RNA. Lineage: Eukaryota; Viridiplantae; Streptophyta; Magnoliopsida; Poales; Poaceae. The record is from the annotation of a GenBank genome assembly.